GCUAGCUUUAGCUUCUUAGCGAUAGCCUCGUUUUUUACCCUCAGCAGGUGAUUGCUCUGUAUUUGCAGCUCCGCUACCAUGCUGUGAGCGCUCCUCCACUACUCAUCUAUCCUAGAAGAACCAAACUGCGUCUUUAGAUCGACCGAGCUGGCGGUCCGCUGUCCAGAAGUCAUGUCCAGCCGUCUAGCCUUCCAGACCCAGCUGGCCUCCAUCAUGGAGGUUCUGGCUAACGCAGCGGUGGCGGAGAUCUGCAAGCUGGUGGACGACGACUACGCGGUGGUGAGUCUGCAGAUGUCUCAGUGCCAGAGAGAGAACAAAGCCCUGAAGAGGAAGCUGCAUCUGCUGGAGCUGAAGAUGGCUCGGGGGAAUGCCGAGAGGAGGCUUCGGGAGAGCGCCAUGAACAGCAGCAGACCCAAGGUGCAGAUCAGCACCGGCGGUGGUCUCCAAGGAUCCUCACCGUCCACCGAUGGUGCGUUUGAGCGGCAGGUGGAUGUGGCUCUGUGGUCUGGCAGAGCUGCUACCAGGGAUGCAACCAGUGAGCUGAUCCUCUCUGAGAGCAUCCAGAGGAAGUCUCCAGGUGUGGAGUUGGUGGAGGCGGAGGCGUUAGUGGUGAAGGAGGAAAAGGUGGAGGCAAACAUGUCACGAGUUGUAGGGACACAGGAGGAUGUGCCGCUGAUAGGAGAUGAUGGAGUGCUGGAGCAUGUCCCACGUGGAGCAGUAGGUCGGAGGCCCAGACUCGAACAGCACAACAGCCAGUCCACGUCCAGCCAGUCCCAGGUCCAGAGCCAAAGCCACGUCCAGAUCCAAAGCCAAAGCCAGAGCCAGAACAGCAGCAGCAGCAGAGGAGUGGAGAGAGAUGAGGAACCAGAUGUGGUGCUGGUGAAGGUGGAGGAGGUGGAGCCGGUGACGGGCCCCCUGACAGGCCUCAGCAUCCAGGAGGGAUUAGUGGAGUCCAGCACAGACGACUACAAAGGACUGCUGCCUUUUGAUGAAACCACGCAAACGUCCACCAAUCAACUGUCUGACCAGCAGGACUCUGGGCGGGGCUUCUCAGAGCUCAAUGCGUUGGGAUCCCAGGACUCGAGCAGCAUAGCGGCAGGUCAGCAGAAGGUCCCUGACACCAACCGGCCCGCCAGCCCCGCCACAGACCAGCAGCAGCAGCAGCAGAGAUGCAGCAACAGCAAUCCUCUGAGCUCUGAAUACUCCCUGUUUGAACUGGAGACCUUCUUCACCCGCUGGGCCCCUGACAAUGACCCUGCAUCAGCUCCUAAUGGUCAGUCAUGUGCUUUCACCAGUGACGAGUCAGCAGAAUGUGACCAGGAUGGGAUCAUCAUCGUUGAGACCCAGUCCCAGUGUCGGCCGGCGCUUCAGCCUCCACACACCACGGCGUCGUCAGCAGCACGGCUGACUGGGGGGCAGAACUCCUCCUCUGCGUCUGGCUCUGCAUCACAAGGGACUUGUGUUUCCACGCGUCUGAGGAUGCAGGCUCCAUCCUCCCAGCCUCCAUGGAGCAGACCUCCAGCCAUAAUAAGAAGUGCACAGGCUCAGCUGCUGCAGCAGCGCCGUGACGGCAACAGGAUCUCUCAGCAGCAGCAGCACAGCAUUCCCUCUGCACAGAGCCCACGGUCCUCCGGCGCCGCGGCGCUCAGUAACAGUAAUCGUAGUGAUGCAGCGAGUGUCUCUGGUAUCAACCCAGCCAUUAAGAACAUGAGGUGCACUGUAACUCCACAGUCCUCUUUACCUGUCCGGGGAUCCACAGCAGCACUGGCUGCCUUUGACGUGGCCAUCAGUGCGCAUCAUCGAGCCAGCGUUGUAGCUCGCCACAGUAAAAGCCAGCCGGCCAGCUCAGCGCCUGGCGAGCGCCGCAGGAGGAGCUACGUGUGCCGAGCAUGCGGCAAGGCGUUCUCUGGCCUGUCCAACCUGGAGGCGCAUGAGAGAGUCCACACCGGGGAGAAACCUUUCUGCUGUGACACCUGCGGCAAACGUUUCUCAGAAGCUGGUAACCUGAAGAAGCACCAGAGGGUUCAUACUGGGGAGAAGCCCUUCAGCUGCGACCAGUGUGGGAAGAGGUUUGCUUGGAUCUGCAACCUCAGGACUCACCAGCAGUCUGCUACAGGCUGUGGACCUCCGACCAGGGGAGGACUAGGACUGGACUGAUCACACCCAGUGGACUGUAGAGGACAAGGCUAUGAAUGCUAGCUGUGUUGUAUUGUCACAUACAGCCACAUGGCCGUCUGUCCUUCGUUAAAUCAGGAUGCAGCAGCAGCACAAAGUGUAAAACAACUGCCAUACUUACUUACUGUCUGUCAUGCUUCCCACAUGCUUUGUGUUUUAUAUCUGAUGGCAUGUUGUUGGACCAGGAGCUCAUGUGCCAGAUCAAACCGAUGGUGUCGGUGCUUCAGCUCAGAGGCUACCAGUGAUGUGCACUUUGCUGUUUCAUUUUUUCCACUUGCAUGAGAUCAUCAGAGGGAUUUUUUUAACAUUGGUAAGAUUCAAGUGACUGCAAGUUGAUUUUCAUGCUUUACAGAAAGAGGCAGUCACUGAAGACAAACAAACAAACAUCAGACUACAUGUCCUGCUGCUGGUAGUAAUGCCAUUUAUACUUGACUUGUGCUACAGAGACUAAAAUGCUGUCUGGUCUUCCUCUAACUUGUUCUCAGGUGUGCACAGAGGUAAUGAGCUCUGAGGGAAACCAACACCACCAUCACACUGCAGGACGCUAAAGACCUGUGGCAUCGUUGUGCCUCUUCUGGUGUCCUGCCACAACCAGCUCACACCCCAGCUGGAAACCACUCAACGUUUCUGUUCAUAAAAUGCUCACCACACGAUAACACUGGCAGGAUGACUGUUCAGCACGUUUCUACAGAGAUCACAUGGUGAAUAAAUGUCAUACAUGUA
This is a messenger RNA of Stegastes partitus (bicolor damselfish), 2898 nucleotides long. RefSeq names its product zinc finger protein 1. The transcript has 8 exons. Gene Ontology annotation, cellular component: nucleus. Gene Ontology annotation, biological process: regulation of gene expression. The coding region runs from base 172 to 2157 and encodes 661 amino acids. The record is from RefSeq and is a predicted model, not a curated record. NCBI's taxonomy places the organism in Eukaryota, Metazoa, Chordata, Actinopteri, Pomacentridae.